This is a messenger RNA of Zingiber officinale, 771 nucleotides long. RefSeq lists its product as uncharacterized. The coding region runs from base 1 to 771 and encodes 256 amino acids. The record is from RefSeq and is a predicted model, not a curated record. Lineage: Eukaryota; Viridiplantae; Streptophyta; Magnoliopsida; Zingiberales; Zingiberaceae. The transcript has 6 exons.
AUGUGCUGGCCGCUGUGCCGGCCAGCCAGCGGCUUGGUGGCCGUUGUGCCAGUCGCUAGUGGCCUCCUGGCCGCUGUGUCGGCCGCUGUGCCGAAUGUUACUAUGCCGGACGCUGCUAUGCCGGACACUGCUGUGCCGAACGCUAGCCCUAGCUGUGUCGGAUGCCGCCAGCAGCUUGCUGACGGAUAUAUUAUUAUGGCUGAGCAGCAGACAGUAGCACUCCGUGGCUACAAGGUUAUUAGAGUUGUCAGAAAUACAUUUGUUCCUGAUGGCCACCGGGUAGCCUCUUAUAUUGCUAGUAAGUUUAAAAAGCAAAAAAGAUAUACAUGGGAAGAUGGCCAAGAAGAACAGUUUAAAGCUACAUGGAAUAGUUAUUGUGCUAAACUUUACAGAGACCUCAUGUAUUAUAUCAAGAAAAAGGGCACUAGGCCAGCGUAUGUUUCAGAGAUGACAUGGAGUGCAUGGACGACCACCUGGGCUGCAGAAAGAUGGCAAGAAAAUGCUGAAAAGGCUCGAUCUAAUAGAAAUACAGAGCCAGGUGGCCCAAGCACCGGAAUCGCCCGACAUACAUCAGGAUCGAAAUCUAUUGUUGAGCAUGCUAUGGAUUUGGAGCAUGAUCUUGCUUGGCAGCCCACAUGCAUGGAGGUAUUUCUGAAGACCCAUAAGAAGAAAGAUGGGUCAUUUAUCGAUUCUCGAUCUCGGGCCCUACACGAGCAAAUGACAGAAAGAGUGGCUCAAGCCUCUCAGCCACCAUCAGAGGGGGAGGAGUGA